AUGGGAGUCGGAAUGCACGUGAAAACCGACUCGGAGGUCACCAGCAUCGACGCGUCGACGCCGCCGCGCUCGCCGCGGCGGCCUCUGUACUACGUGCAGAGCCCCUCGCACUCCCACAACGACCUCGAGAAGAUGUCCUACGGCUCGAGCCCCUUUGGCUCGCCGGCCCACCACCACUUCCAUUACCACUGCUCCCCCAUCCACCACUCGCGCGAGUCCUCCACCUCCAGAUUCUCCGUCUCGCUCAAGAACCCCAAAAACGCCGCCGGCGGCUGGCGCCUUAUGCAGAAGAAGUAUAGCGAGGUCGAUGAGGAGGAGGAAGACGGCGGAGGCGACGGGGAGGCCGGCGGAGGGAGGGACGGCGGGCAAGUGAGGUUCUAUGCGGUCUGUUUUGUGUUGGCGUUUGUUGUCCUGUUUUCGAUCUUCUCGUUGAUUCUGUGGGGCGCGAGCUUGGCUUACAGGCCGAGGAUUGUCGUCAAGAGCAUUUCUUUUAAGGCUUUCAAAAUUCAAGCUGGGAUGGACCCCACCGGUGUACCAACGGAUAUGUUGACUUUGAAUUCCACGGUGGCAAUUUCUUACCGGAAUCCGGCCACCUUCUUCGGCGUCCACGUCACCUCCACCCCUCUCGAGCUUCACUAUUUGGGCCUCAAAAUCGCUUCCGGUCAAAUGAACAAGUUUUAUCAAUCGAGAAAGAGCCAGCGGAGGGUGAUAGCUUUGGUUCAAGGGCAUCAAGUGCCACUGUAUGGAGGAAUGCCUUUGUUCGUUAGCGCUAAAGACCAUCUCGAAAGCACGUCUGUGCCUCUGAACCUAACGUUCGUGAUGAGAUCGAGAGCUUACAUUCUAGGGAAGCUCGUUAAGACAAAGUUUUAUCGACAUGUGCUAUGUGAAUUUAAUUUCAGAGGUAACCAUCUGGGGAAGCCUCUCAACUUUACUAAACUCGAGUCUUGUGUUUACCGUUAA
Molecule: messenger RNA, 960 nt
Organism: Striga hermonthica
Lineage: Eukaryota; Viridiplantae; Streptophyta; Magnoliopsida; Lamiales; Orobanchaceae
Source: the annotation of a GenBank genome assembly